GCCCGCGCACCGCGCGGCCCCGGCGGAAAGUUUUCCCUGACGGAGUUUUGGCGGCGGCGGCCGGGGCGGCCAUGGACGCGCUCAAGUCCGCGGGGCGGGCACUGAUCCGGAGCCCCAGCCUAGCCAAGCAGAGCUGGGGGGGCGGCGGCCGGCAUCGGAAGCUGCCGGAGAACUGGACGGACACUCGGGAGACACUGCUCGAGGGGAUGCUCUUCAGCCUCAAGUACCUGGGCAUGACGCUGGUGGAGCAGCCCAAGGGCGAGGAGUUGUCAGCUGCUGCUGUCAAGAGGAUCGUGGCCACGGCCAAGGCCAGCGGGAAGAAGCUACAGAAAGUGACUCUUAAGGUGUCACCACGGGGGAUUAUCCUGACUGACAACAUCACCAACCAGCUGAUUGAGAAUGUGUCCAUUUACAGGAUCUCCUACUGCACAGCAGACAAGAUGCACGACAAAGUGUUUGCCUACAUCGCGCAGAGCCAGCACAACGAGAAUCUCGAGUGCCAUGCCUUCCUCUGCACCAAACGGAAAAUGGCCCAGGCUGUCACCCUCACAGUAGCCCAGGCCUUCAAAGUUGCCUUCGAGUUCUGGCAGGCGUCCAAGGAAGAGAAGGAGAAGAGGGAGAAAGCCAGCCAAGAAGGAGGGGACGUCCUGGGCGGGGGCCUCCGUGACAGCACCCCAUCACUGAAGAGCCUGGUUGCCACUGGGAACCUGCUGGACUUGGAAGAGACGGCCAAGGCCCCGCUGUCCACGGUCAGCGCUAAUACCCCUAAUGUGGAUGAGGCACCGAGGCCCCAAGCCUUGAACAAUAGCAACGUUGUCUGGGAGCUGGAUGAUGGCCUGGAUGAAGCAUUUUCAAGGCUUGCCCAGUCUCGGACGAACCCUCAGGUCCUGGAUACUGGAUUGACAGCGCAGGAUAUCCACUACGCCCAGUGCCUGUCCCCUGUCGACUGGGACAAGCCUGACAACACCGGCGCCGAGCAGGAUGACCUCUUCAGCUUCUGAGGGCCCGGGACUGGCAGGACACGUAACAGACCAAAGCCGCUUGUGGCGGGGUGGGGCCGGCUCCAGGACCCCCAGCCACCCUCUUCCCGGUGGCAGCACUGUGGGCCUGCAAAUCAGAGCUGCGUCCAGUCAAGCAGGGGGAAAGGAGAAACUUUUUUUUUCGGCCACACUCUUUCCCUGAGAACUGAAGGAUGCCUUGAAUAUUUA
Molecule: messenger RNA, 1208 nt
Organism: Hyaena hyaena (striped hyena)
Lineage: Eukaryota; Metazoa; Chordata; Mammalia; Carnivora; Hyaenidae
Gene: LDLRAP1
Product: low density lipoprotein receptor adaptor protein 1
Exons: 9
Coding region: 72-1001 (309 amino acids)
Cellular component (GO): early endosome
Source: RefSeq, a predicted model, not a curated record